AACCUUCUUUUGACCAUUCCCUCCUUCUCCUCCCUCUCUUUCUUCUCUUCUUCCUCCUAUCUGCUCCAAUCUUUCCUCCUUCCAUCUCAUUAUAUUUAUAUAUCUCUGUAUCUAUAUGUUUCUCUGAUCCUUUCCAUAAAUGAUCCAUUUCCUUCUCCGCCAGCAAUGGUUUUCGAUCAAAACCUCUGAAAAGUAAAACCUCUCUUCCUUUCUCAGUUUUUUUAUCUUCUGGGUCAACCAUGGGUGGGUGCUUCUCCACCAUCAAAGUCAGUGGCUCAAAUAGCAACAACACCGCCCCCGCCACCCCUGCCUCCAAUCACAACCGAAAACAGAGCACAACAGCCGGGAAGCAAGAACAGAGACCCACCCACGGACCCAAUGAACCGCCCAAGAAGCAGGUUGUUCAUAAACCCAAAAACAAGCUCAACUCUAGGAGCCGGACGGGGGUCAUUCCCUGCGGAAAGCGGACCGAUUUCGGGUACGAUAAGAAUUUCGAUAAGCGGUACACGAUCGGGAAGUUGUUGGGUCACGGGCAAUUUGGGUACACGUACGUUGCAACCGAUAGGGCAAAUGGGGAUCGAGUUGCGGUCAAGAGGAUUGAUAAGAGCAAGAUGAUUCUACCUAUUGCUGUGGAGGAUGUUAAGCGAGAGGUCAGGAUAUUACAGGCCCUUGCAGGCCAUGAAAAUGUGGUCCACUAUUAUAAUGCCUGUGAAGAUGACUCUUAUGUGUAUAUAGUUAUGGAGUUAUGUGAAGGCGGUGAGUUGCUGGAUCGGAUUCUAGAGAAGAAGGACAGCCGUUACACUGAAAAGGAUGCCGCAGUAGUUGUAAGGCAGAUGCUCAAGGUUGCAGCCGAGUGUCAUUUACAUGGUCUGGUGCACCGUGACAUGAAACCUGAGAAUUUUCUUUUCAAGUCGAAAGCCUUAGACUCGCCUUUGAAGGCAACGGACUUUGGUUUGUCUGACUUCAUAAAACCAGGGAAGAAGUUUCAAGAUAUUGUUGGCAGUGCUUACUAUGUUGCUCCUGAAGUAUUGAAACGCAAGUCAGGGCCUGAGUCGGAUGUUUGGAGUAUUGGUGUUAUUACCUACAUUUUGCUUUGCGGGAGACGUCCAUUUUGGGAUAAGACCGAAGAUGGUAUAUUUAAGGAGGUCUUAAGGAACAAGCCUGAUUUUGGUCGCAAACCAUGGCCAAGCAUAAGUAACAGUGCUAAAGAUUUUGUUAAGAAGUUACUUGUGAAGGAUCCUCGGGCAAGGCUAACUGCUGCUCAGGCUCUAUCACACCCGUGGGUUAAAGAAGGAGGUGAUGCAUCAGAGAUUCCUAUCGAUAUAUCUGUUCUCAAUAACAUGCGCCAGUUCGUGAGAUAUAGCCGUUUGAAACAGUUUGCUCUAAGGGCAUUAGCUAGCACACUUAAUCCUGAGGAGCUAUCUGAUCUCAAAGAUCAAUUUGAUGCAAUUGACGUGGAUAAGAAUGGUGCGAUUAGUCUCGAAGAAAUGAGACAGGCACUUGCUAAAGAUGUCCCUUGGAAAUUGAAGGAUUCGCGUGUCCUUGAGAUACUGGAAGCGAGUUUGGAUGUUGCUUCCUUUGUACGGUUUGGGAUGUGGUUGUUUACUUGCUUGGUUCAGAUUGACAGCAACACAGACGGGCUUGUGGACUUCACUGAGUUUGUCGCAGCUACUCUACAUGUGCAUCAGUUGGAGGAACAUGACUCACAGAAAUGGCAGCAGCGCUCACGGGCAGCUUUUGAGAAAUUCGACAUAGAUAGAGAUGGGUUUAUAACUCCAGAGGAACUUAGAAUGCACACGGGUUUAAAAGGUUCUAUUGAUCCACUUCUUGACGAGGCGGACAUUGACAAAGAUGGGAGGAUCAGCCUAUCAGAAUUCCGUAGACUUCUAAGAACUGCGAGCAUUACCUCGAGAACUGUGACUAGCUCACCUGGUCACCGGAAUGCUAGGAAGGUGUAGAUUGGAAGUAAGAGAGUAUGAAGGGUGUUCCGGUUUUCUAAUUUAUAACCAUCUGAACCACUCUUGAACUCAAGUAUUCAGCAAUUUUAUUCUUCAUAGGAUUGAUAUAAACGUUUCACUGAGACGUGUGAUGUUAGAGUUGGUGUGGAUCUGAAAAGAAGGUGGCUCCGGCUCCGGCUACGGUGGUUGUUCUAAGUGUACAUCCUUUUGCAGAUGUUGGAGAUUUGUUGUUUGUGCCAUACAAUUUAUGAUGUGUGACAAAAUAAAUUAUAAAGUAUAGCAGAUUACAACCGGAA
Molecule: messenger RNA, 2254 nt
Organism: Pyrus x bretschneideri (Chinese white pear)
Lineage: Eukaryota; Viridiplantae; Streptophyta; Magnoliopsida; Rosales; Rosaceae
Product: calcium-dependent protein kinase 28-like
Exons: 12
Coding region: 240-1958 (572 amino acids)
Biological process (GO): intracellular signal transduction; protein autophosphorylation; peptidyl-serine phosphorylation
Cellular component (GO): cytoplasm; nucleus
Molecular function (GO): calmodulin binding; calcium-dependent protein serine/threonine kinase activity; ATP binding
Source: RefSeq, a predicted model, not a curated record